Corylus avellana is the source of this 1300-nucleotide messenger RNA. NCBI's taxonomy places the organism in Eukaryota, Viridiplantae, Streptophyta, Magnoliopsida, Fagales, Betulaceae. The record is from RefSeq and is a predicted model, not a curated record.
GAAAAGAAAAGGGGGGCUUUGGCCUCUCUGUAUCGUUCACUAGCUCCUAAUUCCAAACGCUUCUCAAGCUGGGGAAGGUGGUGGACUUAACGGCGGUGGUGAAAAUUGCUGGAUGCUGAGGCCGGCGAGGUGGAUCCCGUGGUGGAGGUGGAAAUAUAUGUUUUUCAUUAUUUUCUCAGCAAGGCGGGAAAUCGAUGUACUUGCUGACGAUGAGGGCAGAGCGGGAAAGGUUGGUGCCGAUCUGCUUAAGAUUCUCUGCUGGAUCAUUUCAAUGACAACGGCUGCUGCUCUGUUUUAUUUGAAAGAAGUUGAGAGUGUUCUUUGUGUGCAGCAUCAACAUCUUCUGGAGAAGCUCUUGGUACCAAGAGCGAAUCGUUUGGAAGCCGGUAUAAGGGAUUGAUUGGCCAAAUCGUUCGAAUCAGAAGAGGGACUGGUCGUUUUUGGCUGCAGAUCUUGGCUUCUUCUCCAACUUAGGCGACAACAAUGCUUCGAUUUUCUCUAGGCGGUCGAAAGAGAAAGGGAAUUGUUGACACGAAAAUGAAGAAGGAAUUGGAUGGAGAGAGAGAGAGAGAGAGAGAGAGUAUAAAACUCUCAAAUAAUGAAUGGUGAAAGCUUUUGAGGUUGGCAGAUUUGGAGAGUGAUGUAGACCACAAUGCUUGGGAAUAUAUGAGGAAGACCCGGACAUAUUGUAGUGUGAAGACACCCCGAAAGAUGGUGACACGAUCCCAGACUCGCGUUGCAGCAAAGGAGGCUCCUGAAACUACGAUCGAUCGCAUGUUGACUGCGAUCGAGCGCUCAUGCCCUAGAAGUUUGAGAGAAGUCCUUGAUACUGCGACCGAUCCUCUCCUUUGAGUGCGAUCGAUUGCGUGAUCGAGCGCACCAAGCCCCUGGAGGUGCAAUCGAGCACCCGCGUGCUGCGAUCGAGCGCACGCGGGAACACUAAGUUAUUUUUUGCUGCGUUUUUAAGUUUAACCUGACUUUCUUUCCUUGUUUUGCUAGGAUUAGGUUUUUGGAGUUAUUAUUCCGUGUUUUACUAGUAAUAGGAGUCUUGGGGUUAUAAAUACAUGCUUAUAGCCUGUAGAAAAACAGCUUAUGUUGAUUUAUCAGUUUUCUCUUAAGUAAGAAUUACUCAUGGGUGAGUUUCUUCAUAUUUUUCGUUGGGCUAUAAAUAGACUCUAUAAUUUUGAUAUGAGUUCUUAGAUCAUUGAUAGACUCAAGAUCUAAGAAUUAUUUAUCCGUUCUUCUUGUUACUGUGUUUUUGCAUCCUACCAAGUCAGGCUGCAUUGGAGAGGAAUCUGAC